AUGAUCUCUUCAGGGCACCAGCCACGUUCCUGUAAAGAAAUAUACGACCAGAACAGGUAAGGAACGAACAAUCACUAAAUUUGUGGGACGAGGUAGGGUAUCAAAUACACAGAAAAUUUUUUGCAAGAAAACUAGUCAAAGCAAGAAGCGCAGAGAAAAGGGAAAAGAAAUCAUGUAUUAACUUCCUCGACAUUGCUACAGGAUUGUGCCUAAGGAAAGAAAAAAAAAAACACAUCGGUAUAAGAUAUUCAAUAGUUUUUCCUCUAAGAAAGAGUGGGAAAAAAACUUAUAAAAUUGAAAUCCCAAGGAGUCAGUUUUUAUCUAGAGGUGGAAGGUGUGGCCUCCAUUGCUGACCGAUACUAUAGGAAUUUUAGGGAGGGAUUCAAGAGAAAAUGAACUGCGUUGGUUCCUUAUAUUAACGGAGCGGAUCUGAUAUCCCGUUAAGAUACACAUUAAGUACCCAUUUCGAAUACCUACAUAGCCAUGUAACAAGCCUCUACUUGUUGAAAAAAUUAAGACGUCUUUAGUAUUUUCAUUGACAGUGAUAGUACUAAACCAUGACUUCUCAGCAGCCUUUCUUAUAUGUAAAUGCAAAAAUUCUGCCUAUUACCUUCUUAUAUUAUGAAGCAGUUUGUGAAUUAAUGCUCGAUGUUCAUAACGACGGUGCACCUCCUAACAUCAUAAAACUUUUCACGAGAACUUCAAACAUCUAUACAUAUACUACUCGCUCAUCAACGUCACAACUCUUAAACGUUGGGUAGUCCAGGCUUAAAAUGCAAAGAAAGGCCUUUUCGUGUGUUGGUGUCAAAGUCUGGAAUGAGAUACCUAGUGAAUAUAAAAACUUCUUAAAGAAAAUCUUUCAAAAAAAGAAACAAAAAGAGCUCUUCUCAAUAUUCUAGAUAAUGAAGAUUCUUAUAUGAGGCCUGAUGAGAUAGUGCUAAAAUUCAAACACAGCAAAAUUGAACCAAAUUGAACCAGUUCUACAAUAUUUUUCGUGCAAAAAAACUUAAAAACUCUAGGACUUAUUCUCCUCUAUAAUGAACAUCUGUCAUUUUCCUUUUUUUCUUUUCUUGUGUAUCAUUUGGCUUUUUAUGUUGUAUUUCUUCAUUUCCGUUUUAUUUCCAGUGUAAUCAAAUUAAGUUAGUUAAGAAAGAAAAAUAAAUUGACCCGUCUCGAUUAGCAUUUGCUAUCUGCGAGUCAAAGGAAUAUCUUGUAAAUAUGUAUGAAAAUAAAAAUAAAAAUGUGUGCGUGUGUUUUUCAAUGCCAUUUCACGUAGUUCUACUUCAUUUUUGCGUUGCGUGACCGUCCAAGAAAUUAAUGUAAGAGUCAACUCUUUUCCCAGCGCCAGCUCCAACAGGGCAUAUACCCUCAGGUUAGACAAUGGAGAUCUGCCUGUGUACUGUUCCAUGAGUGGGGAGCUCGGAGAAUGCGGAGAUGGCGGAUGGACGCUGGUCAUGAAGAUUGAUGGUGAAAAGGCAUGUUUGAGAUUCCGUAGCUCUACCAAUUCAAUGGACUUCUGUUCUUCGAGUUUUCUGAAUGAAAACUAACUCGUUUCUUAUUUCGCCCACUCCUGUUUGUUGUAAAGUAAUCAUGAGAUUACAUUGAGCGAUCCUAGAUAUAUUUUAGUUACUCAAAAUGUUUUCCUACUCUCAAAACAUAAAAGAUAUUGGAAUAUGGUCAUCCUUCAAGAGGAAUGUCCUUCGAAAUUUUCUUCACUUCAUGACUCAGCCUUUUUUGAACUUUGAGACGAGAGUGACAUGUAUCUCUAGCACCCUUUUUCAUUGAUUAUGCAAAGUAAUCACAAUUUUAAGACAAUCAGAGGAGAUGAAACUAUCACGAUAGGCAAAUGACAAGUUAAAGUAAACAAAUUAAAACAAAAAAAAAACAAAAAACAAAAGCAAAAAAAAGGAAACUGUUCAAAGAGCAGGAAGGCUCGAGUGAUUAAGUCAAGACUAACUCUAGAGCGCUUUAAGAUUGACGACCAAACCAAAGUAUUUACAAACGCCAAUCAGAGGAAAGGAAAAUACCUUAGAGAGCCAAUUAAUGAGAACUCAAAUUGAAAACAAGCAAACCAUCCAAAGCGCGGGCUGAUUGGUUGAGAGAGUACAAUGCAAUGCAAUCCCGCCUUACUUUCAAUUGAAAAUUGCUUUUUUAUAACAUCCUACCAGUUGAGGGACUGGCGUACGUUUGAUGGAGCACUCAUAAAGCAAAGGGAAGCAGUAACAAUUCAAUUCCGAAUUAUUUUCGUUUCUAACUUGGAAAUUGCUUCAUCUUGCAGAACACGUUCUGGUAUGGUUCAAACAGGUGGUAUGACAGGUCUUCAUUCUCUCCCCAAAAUGGAGACACUGGGUUGGAUCACUUGGAGACCCUGUUACCAACCUACUGGAGCACGUCCUUCACCAAGAUCUGUCUCGGUAUGAAGGUCAAUGGAGUAACCAGGUUCUUGCAAGUGGAUAAGGCAGCAGCCUCACUGUAUGACCUCAUUGCUGAUGGUGAAUACCGUCCUACUUCGCUGGGUCGGGAUGAAUGGAAGACGCUGAUUGGUUCCGAUGCCUCUCUGCAGCUUAAAUGUAACAAAGAAGGGUUCAACUCGCAAGGAACUAUGCACCGUACCUCGAGAGUUCGAAUUGGAAUCAUCGCUAAUCAAGAAAACGAUUGCAACUUCCCUGAUUCCAGAAUCGGAUUUGGUGGAGGAGGGUCAGGAUUCGAAAACGCCUGUGGAAACGGAGCCUCGUGGGGUGCGGACAACGGAGACAAAAAUAUCAAGGCUUUCGGCUACAUCUUCGUUCAGUAA
This is a messenger RNA of Pocillopora meandrina, 2794 nucleotides long. The record is from the annotation of a GenBank genome assembly. NCBI's taxonomy places the organism in Eukaryota, Metazoa, Cnidaria, Anthozoa, Scleractinia, Pocilloporidae.